AUGCCACAACCAUCAACGAAAAUGCACCAAAACUGUGCUGACUUUCGUGUCUUGUCGUGGGAUAAAAGGAAAGAGGAAUGGAAUGGGCUGAAUCGGAUUAGUCCCGGCGAGUUUUAUAAUGAGGGUUUACAUCCUUUGUUGAGAACUGACUCUCAUGUCACAGUCAUAUUCGCGGACGCUGAUAAAGUGCGCGAGUGUCCAUAUUGUCGGAAAUGCUUCACCGACGAAUUCCUCAUGCCUGAGCUGUGGUGGUCAAGUUACAGCCGUAGAUCAAACGGCUAUUUUGGUAGCGAGACAUUUCGCAAUGACCAAGGAGACAUCUCAGCACUAAAUACAUGGUCUCGCUUCCUCGCCAAGCAAUUAAUAGACCCAGACGAACACGUCUGGCAUAAAUUCAACAUCUUCACCCACUGGAUCGCCUCAACACAACAAACAUACCUCAUCGUAUUCGAAGCUCCCAAGCAAACCCAUCUCAGAAACCUUUUCCCUAGCCCAAUAUUGACGAACUCUCACAAGGAUGCUCUUCACGAUCCUUUCUGGGUUUACCCUCGUCUUCUUGAACAAUUAGCCGGUCUACAGGAUAACAGCGUCUGGGCCGUCCGCGAUCGUGUGAGGAAUAUCGAAAAAGAAGAUUUGAGAAAGAAGCCGAAUCCAAGGUAUAGACAUAUGCAUGAUACUGCGCGACAUGCGAUUCAUGUUUCGGAGACGCUUGAAGUUGCGGAGAAGACUGUUGCUUCUAUUGUACAGCAACAUAAUGUCUUUAGGGAAGAUAUUGGAUGGGGAGAUAAAAUACGGAAUGCAGGGUAUCGACGUGUUGAUGAACGAUUGUUGUGGUAUGACCACAUCCUUCAAAGUCUUCGCUAUCGAGCAUCUGCAAACAAGGAGCGUCUUCUUAAUGAAGUCCAGCUAGCGUUCAAUUCCGUCGCGCAGUACGAUUCGAGAAUUGCGGUAAAGAUUGGUCGAGCAACGCAAUCUGACAGCGCAGCGAUGAAGACCAUCGCCUUUGUCACAUUGGCAUUUCUACCUGGGACGUUUAUUUCAGCGCUGUUCAGUAUGUCUUUCUUCAAUGUGGAUGAUGAUACGGGGGAGUGGACUGUCUCGCACAAGAUAUGGAUGUACUUUUCGAUUGCGAUACCAGUGACUUUGAUCACGAGUGGAUUGUGGUUAUUGUGGCAAAGGUGUUUUCCGCCUGCUUGGAUUGGUGAGGAGGAAGAGUCUGAAAAUGCGCUUAGGGACUGGCGUAGGAAGUUCAAACGAGGUGAUAGUGCAAGGGUUGAUAGUUAUGAGACGUCAUGGGCGUGA
Molecule: messenger RNA, 1302 nt
Organism: Fusarium venenatum
Lineage: Eukaryota; Fungi; Ascomycota; Sordariomycetes; Hypocreales; Nectriaceae
Source: RefSeq, a predicted model, not a curated record